UAGCUCUACAUUUAAUUAAAAAAAGAAUAAAUGAACAUAGCAAAGCUCCCUGUGAGCAAACCAGGGCAGCCUCUGCCACCGCUCAGCUCCCAGGCGGAAAACAGGUGCCUGGCGCCAAAGCCACUGCUGAGGGCCGCUGCCCCACCGCCAUUUUGCCCCCAUCCGGAGGAGGCGGCGGCUGGCGGCGGGCCUGCGGCGCCGAGGGUAUUAAUAGGCGGCCCGGGGGGAGCGGCGAGGUCUGACGGGCAGGGCUGGGCGUCUGAGGGCGUGCGGGGCGAAGGCUCGGUCUCGAUCGCAACGCGGCACAGGACAGCUCGACGGGGGAGCGGCUAUAGUCGGUAGUGCCUUCCCUCAUCUCCGGUCCGCGCGAGCAGAGGCGGCGGCUCCACCACGAAGACGAGAUGGAGGCUAGUACUUGCAAACAGGAUGUACUCCAGAGGAAGAAGAAUGCUGUCUUGGUGGAUGGAGUCAUCCUAAAUGGUCCAAUAACUGAUUCAAAAGCAGGAGAGAAAUUUGUGGAAGAGGCCUGUAAGAUCAUAAUGGAAGAAAUAAUCCAGAAAGCUGAUGAUGUUACAGAAAAGGUUUGUGAAUGGCGGGACCCUGAAACACUGAAGAAGAUUCUUGAUCUGGAAAUGAGAGACACUGGAGAAUCUCAUCAGAAACUCUUGCAACUCUGCCAAGAUGUGAUACAGUACAGCGUCAAAACCAAUCAUCCAAGAUUUUUCAAUCAGCUGUAUGCUGGAAUAGAUUAUUACUCAUUAGUGGCUCGUUUCAUUACUGAAGCAUUGAACCCAAGUGUAUACACAUAUGAAGUAUCCCCUGUGUUUCUGUUAGUGGAAGAAGCAGUCAUCAAGAAAAUGAUUGAAUUCAUAGGCUGGGAAGAAGGUGAUGGCAUAUUUAAUCCAGGUGGCUCUGUUUCUAAUAUGUAUGCCAUGAACUUAGCAAGAUACAAAUUUUGUCCAGAGAUAAAAGAAAAAGGGCUCUCUGGUUUGCCAAGACUAGUCCUGUUCACUUCGGAAGAGUGUCAUUACUCCAUGAAGAAGGCAGCCUCUUUCCUGGGUAUUGGUACGGAGAAUGUUUACUUCGUCAAAACAGAUGAAAGAGGUAAGAUGAUACCUGAGGAACUGGAGAAACAAGUCCAACGGGCCAGGAAAGAGGGGUCAGCACCAUUUCUUGUCUGUGCUACCGCAGGCACAACAGUACUGGGAGCAUUUGAUCCUCUGGAUAAAAUUGCUGAUAUCUGUGAGAAGUAUGACCUCUGGCUUCAUGUUGACGCUUCUUGGGGAGGCUCAGCAUUGAUAUCGAGAAAGCAUCGCAGACUUCUUCGUGGUAUCCAAAGGGCAGAUUCUGUUGCCUGGAAUCCCCACAAAAUGCUGUUGGCAGGAAUUCAGUGCUGUGCUCUUCUGGUGAAAGACAACUCUGGCCUUCUGAAGAAGUGUUACUCUGCCAAGGCUGCGUACCUGUUCCAGCAGGACAAGUUCUAUGAUGUCAGCUAUGACACUGGUGACAAGUCCAUUCAGUGCAGCAGACGUCCAGAUGCAUUCAAAUUCUGGCUCAUGUGGAAAGCGUUGGGAACCACAGGCCUUGAGGAGAGAGUGAACAGAGCACUGGCUUUGGCUAGAUAUCUUGUGGAAGAAAUUAAGAAAAGAGAAGGAUUUCAGCUUCUUUUGGAGCCGGAAUACGCAAAUGUUUGUUUUUGGUACAUUCCACCAAGCUUAAGAAAAAUGGAGGAUGGACCUGAAUUUUGGCAGAAGCUACACCGGGUUGCUCCUGUAGUUAAAGAAAGGAUGAUGAAGAAGGGCAGCAUGAUGCUUGGGUACCAGCCUAACCAAGGCAAAGUCAACUUCUUCCGCCAGGUGGUGAUCAGCCCACAAGAUCCAACAUCGCGUGACAUUCCUACUUCCCACCUCCAGGAUGAUGGUAUGGAAAGUUUAGCAGGGUCAUGAUGAUAACCUAGGAGGUCAUACUGUCAGAGCAGUAAAUAGAAGGAGGAGUCAAAUCUGCAGAACUUGACAGAUGUCUUUAACAGUGUCCUGGAAGUGAUUAUUUUGUUGCUAUUACAGCGAGUCACUGGAUAGUAAGCUGAACUCCACAUUGAUAUUAACAUAAAAAUAAAUGGCACAACAUGGCCUCUUGAUUCUAAACUGUAAUAAUUGCAGAAUACUUUAUCAUUUACUAUCUAGUGCUUCUGGGUAUACCAGUUGUUAUGUUUUGUAAAGUACAUAACUAAAUUCAGGGCCGACAAAGCUUAUUUAGCCUCUCAGCCACUCUGGGUGGAGUGCAGAGCAUGGCAAGGGCUGCUGAAUGGAUGCGAUGAUUUUGCUAUUGCUUCUGAAGGUAGAUAGGACUGUCAACCCUUCACUUUUUCUUUUUUGUCCUUGAAGGGAAAGACAGAAUACUGUCAGGAUUCUUUUAUUGUUAUCCAGAGUCUUGGUGAGUACUUUGACUCAGAGGAAGCAUGUCACUUGCCAUCAGCUAAGAAUUUGACCUGGUGUUUUGUGACACCACUACUAUCAAAAAAGUGUUGUUUCUUUCCAUGUUAGCACAUUUUUCUGUUUCCAGGUACUGUGGGACUUCUGUCUCGUGUUGGGCUGAAGUAGCAGUUUCUCCUGUAUCAGUAGUGGCUGUAGUUCUUUUUUUAAAUGAGGGGAAAAUGGAACUUUUUCAAUGUUUGCAGAAAGUGUCAGAUCAACAUGUGUACUGAUGUUUUCAAAGGUAUGGUUUAACCUUUCAGUGUGAUGUGAGUGCCUUAUCUGAUGUCUAUAUAUCUUCUCGUGUUUCUGACCCCUUAUCAUGUCCAUUGUGUGCAAUACAGUGGUCUCAUUUCAGGACUAAUGUAAUUUUUUUCAUAGUUGCUUAUUUAGGAUUGGUAUGUAUGAAAUGGCUAUUUUGUAGCUGAUGAUUUUAAUAAAAAGUGAAGUAAAUGACACCCAUAUAAAUGUAGGCUGUGUUUGUAAUUUCUCAAUCUAAAACUGCAGAGAUAUGUAUAAAAGAGGUACCAAUGAGCUCUCCAGAUGGAGAAACAGCAAGCUGCCUGCACAGCCUUACAAUGUGAAACCUAGCUUAACCAUGCUUCAGGAUGUGGUUUAUCUGUGUGCUGUGCCCUUAUCAUCUUUAAUAAACAUCUUGGAUGAAAAUGUGUCACCAUUUAACUUGCUCUCGCUUUAAAAUGCAGAAGCUAAAUUAUUUUUGCAGAAAUGGCUUUUUUUUUUUUUUUUUUAAACUAUAUGGGACUGGCCCAUGAGCUCCCUCCCACUCUUAGUUACUGAGUUAUAUCUCUCAGGAUGCUAAGCCAGUUGUGAAAGUAGUGGAGUACAGGUAUAAAUCAGUGUAGAAACAGAUCUACUGGCUGAUUCAUUUUUUUUUUUUCUUCUUAAUUUUAUGUGUCUACUUUUAAUAAUCUUUUUUCAAUACAGAGCUUUAGGAAAGAAAGUCUCCUAUUCUAUCACAUACAAGCUCGGCAAAAAGCCAAUGGUACGCUAGAAGUGUAAUUUUAAUGCCCAGUUUUCAACUGCUCCAAAUCUGCAUGGCCUUUCUUCCCUGUUGGCUGCUUAUGGGCAAUCAGCAGGAGAGCAAAGUGUGUUCACCCAGGAAAUCUGUUCUAGGUAAGGCCUGCUGACAUGACGGCCCUUCUUCCUUUGGCAGAACUAUUAAAUGCUGAUACAUCAUUUGAGUUUAUAGAUGCUGUAUUUAGUACAGUAGCUACUGUUACAUCCUGAAAUAAUGCAAUUGUACAUGCUAA
Phasianus colchicus (ring-necked pheasant) is the source of this 3742-nucleotide messenger RNA. The record is from RefSeq and is a predicted model, not a curated record. NCBI's taxonomy places the organism in Eukaryota, Metazoa, Chordata, Aves, Galliformes, Phasianidae.